This is a messenger RNA of Tarenaya hassleriana, 1126 nucleotides long. RefSeq names its product probable pyridoxal 5'-phosphate synthase subunit PDX2. Gene Ontology annotation, molecular function: glutaminase activity. Gene Ontology annotation, biological process: pyridoxal 5'-phosphate biosynthetic process; pyridoxine metabolic process. Gene Ontology annotation, cellular component: cytosol; glutaminase complex. Bases 99 to 863 code for a protein of 254 amino acids. Lineage: Eukaryota; Viridiplantae; Streptophyta; Magnoliopsida; Brassicales; Cleomaceae. The transcript has 6 exons. The record is from RefSeq and is a predicted model, not a curated record.
AUCAAGAGGCUGUCGAGUCGAGUGCAAAAACAGAGUCAUCCGACGCGUUAUUACAUCUCUCUCUCCCUCCCUCUCUCUCUCUCCCCUCCGCCGCCGCCAUGACCGUCGGGGUAUUAGCUCUGCAAGGUUCGUUCAACGAGCACAUCGCGGCGCUGCGGCGGCUCGGUGUUCAAGGGGUUGAGAUAAGGAAGCCCGAGCAGCUUCAGGCGGUUAAUUCUCUGAUCAUCCCCGGCGGCGAGAGCACCACCAUGGCCAAGCUCGCCGAGUUCCAUAACCUGUUCCCUGCUCUACGUGAGUUUGUAAAGGCGGGGAAACCUGUUUGGGGAACAUGUGCAGGUCUUAUCUUCUUGGCUGACCGAGCGGUUGGACAGAAAAAGGGAGGGCAGGAAUUAAUAGGUGGCCUAGAUUGCACUGUGCACCGGAAUUUCUUCGGCAGUCAGAUUCAAAGUUUUGAAGCCGAGAUUUCAGCCCGUCGGCUUGCAUCUUACGAGGGCGGACCAGAGACAUUCCGCGGAGUUUUCAUACGUGCACCGGCCGUUCUUGAUGUUGGUCCCGAUGUCGAAGUGUUGGCCGAUUAUCCUGUCCCGUCAAACAACGUGUUGUAUUCAAGCUCUACCGUACAAAUUCAAGAGGAAGAUGUUCUUCCCGAGAAGAAAGUCAUCGUCGCUGUGAAACAGAAAAACUUGUUGGGUACUGCAUUCCAUCCCGAGUUAACUGCCGACACCCGAUGGCACAGUUACUUCCUGAAGAUGACGAAAGAGAUCGAACAAGAGGCUUCUUCAAGCAGCAGUUCCAUUGUCCCCAUUGGAGGAACGAGCUUGGAUGCAGAGCAAGUAAAGCCUGAUCUUCCCAUAUUUCAAUAACCGAUUAAAGAACCCGGGAGCAGAAGAAGAAGAAGAACGAAAAACACUUUUCCCGAAAUAAAAACUUGGAAAGUUUCGGGUUUUAUUUCGUCAUAUUUUGAAAAACGCAAGAUAGUUUUCAUCAUUCAAAAGAAAUUCCAUAGGUCUCUCCCAGCAGAUUCAUGUAUUGUUUUCUUGAUUUGGUUCGGUCAAUACAGCUCGCGGUAGCUUGUUGAACUGAAGCAACCCUAUGAGUUUACAUAAAAAAAACCCUUUUGCCUCUC